This is a messenger RNA of Wallemia ichthyophaga EXF-994, 1479 nucleotides long. Its product is annotated as Putative methyltransferase C2C4.06c. The coding region runs from base 1 to 1479 and encodes 492 amino acids. Gene Ontology annotation, cellular component: nucleolus. The transcript is spliced from 3 exons. Lineage: Eukaryota; Fungi; Basidiomycota; Wallemiomycetes; Wallemiales; Wallemiaceae. The record is from RefSeq and is a predicted model, not a curated record. Gene Ontology annotation, molecular function: methyltransferase activity. Gene Ontology annotation, biological process: rRNA base methylation.
AUGGAAUUCUAUCGUCAGGCGUCGGAGGCAGUUGAGAGGGUGCUUAACAAGCAGACGUCGGUUAAAUCGUACGCCCAUUCCAAGCGACUGCUCGCUCUUGUACUGGAGACGCUCAAGUACCAGGAUGUGAUAAAGCAGCUGGUUGGAGUGACUGGGUUGCUAGAUAAAGAGAAGAAGGCGAUUAAGAUUGCCAAGCCACAAGGCGAUCCUAUUUAUCUUGUCAUGGUUCUUCUACACGACCUGCUAUUCUCAAAGCGGCAGGCGAUUGAAGCUGGCUCAGGGCCGAUCAAAGAUGCAAUUCUGCGCCACAAAACGAGAUUAAGGGGGGAACUCACCAAGUUGAGAGUCAAGGCUGGUGUGACGACGAAUAGUGAUUUGGGUAGGAAGGCUGAAUCUGAAGGAGAACUUAUUCCGAGAUACCUGCGCAUCAACACAAACAAAAUAGCAUUUAUCGAUGGCGUCACCAAGCUGGCUCAGCUGCUGGGUUUGCGCGAGGAUAAGACGAGCAAUGAGCAGCCACUAGCGAGUGACGCAUACAGGGUAGUGGAACAUAUACCGAGCCUGAUAGCAGUGCAUGUAAGGCUAUCGCAACGCAUAACGUCGAGCGACAUGUACAACAGCGGGGAGGUAAUACUGCAAGAUCUAGCGAGCUGCAUGCCACCGGUAGUGCUGCUGAAUGAGCUCAAAACAUAUGGCAAGAGGCUGGCGAGUGAAUUGGACAGUCAGAGUCACAACAUGGGCACGGUCAUCGAUGCGACGGCGGCACCCGGCAACAAGACUACGCUGCUGUCGUCGCUCAUGCACAACAAAGGCAAGCUACUCGCUUACGAGCACAUGCCAAAACGAUUUGCGACGCUCGAAAAGAUGGUCAGUGUGGCUGGUUGCGCUAACACCCAAAACGUCCUGGGUGAUUUCACCCAUUGCGAUCCAUUUGCACACGCCGACGUCACACACAUCCUCCUCGACCCGAGCUGUACGGGCUCUGGGAUUGUCAACAGACUCGAUUACCUCACUGAACAAGAUAACGACGACAGAGAGGCGCACGAUGACCGUCUCAGUGCCUUGGCGGCUUUCCAGGAGACUAUCAUAGGACAUGCGAUGAAAUUUCCAAAUGUACGCCGCAUCGUAUACUCUACCUGCUCAGUGCACGAGGAGGAGAAUGAGUGCGUGGUUAUGAAUUCGCUCAUCCAGCAUCCCGAUUUUAGACUUGCGAGCAGAGACUCGUGUCUGCCGGAAUGGCCUACGCGCGGUCACUCUGAGCCGUUUGGUGGUGAUGUCGGUUUGGCGCAGAGCGUCAUUCGCUGUUCUCCUGGAACCGACCGCACCAAUGGAUUCUUUGUGGCUUGUUUCGAGAGAGUGGAUACUGCAGAAGGAGCCAGAGUAGCAGCAGCUGCCCCAGCAAAGAAACGCAAGAACAAAAACAAGAAUAACAAAAAGAAGAGCAAAACUAAAAGUCAAAACCAAAGCAGUGAUGUGUAA